AUGGGGGCAGGACGGGAUGAUACUGUGUUAGGCCUAAGGAUUACCAAGACCUGUGUGCCUGUGCAAACAGACAAGACGUGGAAGGAAAAGAUAGGAAUCUUUUUAAUUGUUGGUUUGGGUAGCAGAAAUACCUUGGAUCCUAUUUCCUUAAUUAAGUGUACCUGGCUGCCCCAUUUUGCCAGCAAACGUUCUCUGCCCUGUGAUGCGGCUGUGACGCAGUGGAACGUCCCCAUGGUGACGUUUGUGAAGGUCCCACUGCCCGCAGCACGGGUGCCAUUGCGCUUCCUGCUGCUGCUGGCAGGACAAGCCUUGUUGGCUGCGGGAACCGUCGUGGACAGGAAUUUCUGCCCAGGUGAAAAAUUCACCAUUCCAAUGGAGACACCUUCCUUAGAAACAUCGGGUGUUUCUCUUCCAAACACCCAGUCGGCAGUCUCGGCAUCUGCUGCCCACCGACUCCGUGGUAAAAGAGCAGCUGCGGAUGCUGCCCUUGGACCUCUCCAAGAGGAGAAGACUUCUCCAUUUUCUCCUGGGGAAGUCUGUGCCAAAAGAAGAUGCUGUGGUCCCUCUGAGAAGUGCUCCGGCAAAGCCCACGACAUGUCAUCCUGCUCCUUUCUCAACCAUCUCCGGAAAGUUGUUGAGAGUGAUGGCUUCCAGUCCAUUUGGUGCGAUGACGGAGACUUCAUUGUGAUUGAGGAGCCGUUCUUCACAACAGAAGUACUGGCCAGAGGAGGAGUUUUUGAUGUUGGCAACAUGAAAGAUUUUGUUCGUCUCCUUCAUCACCAUGGCUUCUACAUCGUGGAUGCAGAUUUGCCAACCUCUGCCUCCCGUGCUCGGUUCCUAGCAGAGGGAGCAUCAAUUUCUACUCCUAGCGAGGUACGUAGCCCCUCUACCUGUGAGACAGCUCUUGGCACAGCGGCACUGGUGGCCAGUCAGUCCGAAGUGAGGUGGCUGACAGCUGGUGAUACUUGGGUACGUGUGCUUCUGAGAAUCCUACAUUACUCUGCGCAUCUUCAAGGGGAAGAGAAUGCCUCUGGAUCUGAUGACAAUGCCACGGGUCCUCCAACUCCUGUGAUAGACACUGCAGCAGCUCCACUUCCUGUGGCAGGUCCUGUUUGUGCUCUGAGCAUUGCAGCAGAACCCACUGCCACUCCAACCCCCACAGUUCAACCUGAGAACCAAUCAGUGCCCCAAAGGCAAGAUGAAAAAAUGCCUAAUGAAAGUCAGAACAUUUAG
This is a messenger RNA of Meleagris gallopavo (turkey), 1233 nucleotides long. The record is from RefSeq and is a predicted model, not a curated record. Lineage: Eukaryota; Metazoa; Chordata; Aves; Galliformes; Phasianidae.